Molecule: messenger RNA, 986 nt
Organism: Meira miltonrushii
Lineage: Eukaryota; Fungi; Basidiomycota; Exobasidiomycetes; Exobasidiales; Brachybasidiaceae
Exons: 1
Coding region: 439-807 (122 amino acids)
Biological process (GO): cytoplasmic translation
Cellular component (GO): ribosome; cytosolic large ribosomal subunit
Molecular function (GO): structural constituent of ribosome
Source: RefSeq, a predicted model, not a curated record
CACCAAUCGAUCAAUGUAAGUAUUUGCUAAAAGGAUGGAAAUACGACAAUGAGAGGGAGAUAGAGGAGGAGACAUGCGGGUGGUCAUUAAACGACAUAAGCGGUCAGCAUAGGUUUACCUUUACGACAGAUGGACUUCGACUUUGAGCAUGAGGGGUUGGACCAUAGGCUGAGGGAGGGGAUUGCAGUUUCGACAAUGUGAUGCAGCUUACGUGGACCCGACGAAGCAGGGAUAGGUCGGUAGCGAUAACAUUUGUAGAAUCGGACCUUCCAGCAUUCCUUCUUGAAGGUCUAGCAAAAUACUCAAUUCCGUCGCCUGAAACAACAAUACGACCACACAUGUCUCCUUCUUAUCCAUCCGACCUCGUCUAUCGCCUUUUUCUAGCCCUCAUGACAACCAUACUGACCUUUCAACCCUCUUGCAAUCCAUAGUCUCACAAUGGCACCCAAGGGACAAGGAAAGAAGCGCUCUGCUCUUCACGAUGUCGUCACUCGUGACUACACAAUCCACAUGCACAAGCGUAUCCACGACACUCAAUUCAAGCAACGUGCACCAAAGGCAAUCAAGGAAGUUGUCAAAUUCGCACAAAAGACCAUGGGUGUUAAGGAUGUUCGUAUUGACCCCAAAUUGAACCAAGAAGUUUGGAAAUUGGGUGUCCGUGGUGUACCAAGAAGAAUGCGUGUCCGUUUGGAACGCAAACGUAACGAUGACGAAGACGCCAAGGAGAAAUUGUACGUUUACGCUACACCAAUCGUCGGCAUCACAAACUUCCACGGUUUGCAAACAACCGUUGUUGACCAAGAGUAAAUGUACAUCACACCCGGCUAAAAUUCAGUAAGCAUAGCUUAUCCAUCUGGAUCAUAACCACACAAAAACACAUCUAUGCGACUUUGACAUUCACUUUGGGUUUGUCUUGUCGUCCUUGUAUGAUUGAGCAUCUUUUCACGUCAUUCUGACAAUACAUACAUACGCAUUCAUGAUAUGAA